Messenger RNA from Rubroshorea leprosula, 2667 nucleotides. The record is from the annotation of a GenBank genome assembly. Lineage: Eukaryota; Viridiplantae; Streptophyta; Magnoliopsida; Malvales; Dipterocarpaceae.
GAGAGAAAUAUCAGAGCUACGAGGUAACUAGGGCAGAGAUGGAGAAGAGGAAGCGGUAUUAUCAGUGGAGCCUAUCACGAUGAUAGUGCCGCCUGAGUUGCAGGAUUCGCCGAAAACAAUGGCGCUUGAGGGAAGCGCCAGUUCGAGCACUAGGGAUGAUGGUGGCGACCACCAUGUUGCACCGUCAAGCAGCUCGUCCUCCGAAAAAACACCCAGCCACGAGGAAGGGAUGGGGGAUGUGGUUAGCCAUGCCUCAGAUCGACCCAUGAUUGGUGAGUGGGAGAGCAGGACAAUCACGGGCAGGUUGGACAACCUGCGAAAGGCGCCCAAGGACCUGCCCGCUGGAUUUAGGUUCCGGGCCGCGCUUCAUCAUGAAGUAGCAGACUGCACGCCCUCAAUCAGUGGGUACAGAAAAUUGGAGGAUAUAGUGAGGGCGUACCACAUUCCCCGGACAAUACUGUUACGAACAGGUGCACCAAAUGAGGGGCUUGCACGGUGUCACAGACGGGCUAGAUCCCAGUAUUACGAGCUGGCGCUAACGCAGCUGACGCCCAACAGCAUAAGGUUUAUCAUUGGCUUUAUGCUGUUGUGUGAGCGAUUAGAGGUACCGGCCAAGGUGAUCGUGUUCAGGUCGCUGUUUCAAUGCCGGCUGUGUCCCAACUCCCGAGGCGCGAAGUGGUACUACCUCUCUGGGAGAAACAAGAGCCAGUUGUUCAAGAAUGUCCGGAACAAAGUGGCGAGGUGGAAGAGGCAAUUUAUAUUUGUUCGCGACAUGCAAACGGAGAGGAUAAGCAACGACCUCGCUGCUCGGCUAUCCGAGUGGCGUGUGCCCAAUGCACACGUCAACUACCCUCAAUUACUGCCACGGGACACAGACCUCAAAAAUCAGCUGCUGGACUAUGCGAGGAGGGAGAAUCUGAUAGAUCUAGACGCCCUGGUUACCUCGGAGCAGCUCGCUGUGUUCGGGUUUGUCGAUGUGGCAAACCUGUUCACUGAAGGAGAAAUGAGCAGUAUAUUGGAGCACCAACGUCAGCGAGCACAGAGCUCCCGAGGUUGCGGGCCGGGCAGCACCUCGCAAAGAAAAACGUGGUUCGACGAGCGACCGCUAGCCGCGCCUCAAUCGCGCAGCUUGUCCCAGCGAGGGUCCAGCUUGGCAUCUAGGCCGCGGGCUGAACAUAGAGCUGAGGUUGCAGCCCCGAGUGCACGUAGACGUGCACGCGAGGAGACGGAGAGCGAGGAAGAUGAGGUCCCCCUUGCUCAGCGUAGAACAAGCGGGGGGACUCAGCCCACGCAGGUGGCUCGUCCUGCAACCGUGCGUUCACCCAAUGCGCCGUCAGCUACUGCGCGGGCAACAGUCGAGCCUGCCACUACAUCGGCUUCGAUGUCGGGCCCCAAGAUUGCUUAUCCUAAGGGCUUCAGCUAUGUGCGGGCGGAGUGCCAGCCCGCCAUGGUGCAAGGCAUGCACAGCUUUGUGCUCCCCAUGGAUAGAAAGCGGGCAAAAGCUUUUGUGCAGCAGCAUGGUGGGCAGGUCGCCAUGAUAAAACUGAUGGAUGUGUUCAGCUACGCAGUAGCGCUGUACAAGAGCGAGCAGGGGGCUCGUACAGAGAACCAGGAGCUCGGCUCAAAGUGCAAACAGCUGGCCGCGGAGAAGGCUAGCCUUGUGGACGAUGUGAAUCGUCUGCAAGGCUCUGAAAUGAUGAACCGAGCUGCGGCUGCAGAGAGCCGAGCGGACGAGCUCGCCAAUAGGAUCAAUGAGCUCAUGGAGGAGCUAGAGCGAGCCCGUGCGGAGAGAGAAAGCGGAAUUCAAGCGGCAAAGGACGAGGCCGCUCGGGUUGAAGAGCGGGCCAAAAGGGCUGAGGACCAGAGGGAUCGUGCUCAGACCGAGCUGGGUUCCCUGAGGUUCCAGGUCGCUAAGGCUGACAAGAACCUCAGCGCUACCGAAGAGGCGUUGAACGCAUUGAAGGCAUCUCAUGCGCGCUCCGUUGGUAUUGCCCGAGCUCAAAGGGCUGAAUGGCUGGUCAGCUCGUCCACGUUCCAAGACGCAGUGGCGGUGGCGUCUGCAAACGUAACCACGGAGAUCUACAACGAGAUUCGUGGGAAAGUGCUGCACCACCGCCUAGAUUUUCCAAUACGCGAGCUGGUGUUCUUUGACGAGGAGGAGCUUGACGACCAGGGUAAGAGCCUUGCUCCCCUUGGUGACACAACUGUGAGGCUGAGAUGGGAUUUAAACGAAGAGGGCAUGCCCGUCUGGCCGCCGUCCGUGCUGGAGGACGGGGAAGAUCCAGCAGGGCUGCCCUCAUUUGACGCAUGGGUAGAGGGUGCUCCUGUAGCUGAGCGGGAGCCUUCAAGCACCCCACCCAACUCUCAGCCCACGGGGGUGCCAGCCAGCUCGCCCGUCCGUGCACUAGUCUCUGAGCCCGCAGCCUGGUCUCCUCCAGCUCGCUCUCCUACAGCUGCUGCUGAUGCAUCCAUGCCCAUCGACCUGACGGAUGACUAGACUUAGGGUUUUUUCUUUUUGUCUUUUGUAUUUUCUUUUGCUUACUUGUAUUAAUCAAUGACAUUAUAUGUCAUGUACUUCAACUGUAAAUGAUCAUCGAUGAAAUACAAAUUGAGUUCCCUUUUUGAACUUUCUGUGUUUUGAUUUCUCUAUAAAAUGCCAUUUACAAC